Messenger RNA from Suillus subaureus, 753 nucleotides. Its product is annotated as acyl-CoA N-acyltransferase. Lineage: Eukaryota; Fungi; Basidiomycota; Agaricomycetes; Boletales; Suillaceae. The coding region runs from base 1 to 753 and encodes 250 amino acids. Gene Ontology annotation, molecular function: protein-N-terminal-alanine acetyltransferase activity; protein N-terminal-serine acetyltransferase activity. The record is from RefSeq and is a predicted model, not a curated record. The transcript is spliced from 2 exons.
AUGUCCCAACUAGAAACCACGACUGCUGCGAGUGAGCAGCCAACUGUUGCAUAUGACACUAAUUUCUGCUUCCCUGUUCGCGAGUUGGAGAGCGAACGGGUCAAACUGACACCUUUCAUCCCUGACCUACACGCAGAUCUCUACUUCCAAGGUUCAGCUACCUAUCCCGAUCUCUACGAAUUUAUACCUUGGGAAACUUUUACCGACACUUCAGACUUCGUGAAGCAAGUGAUUGAUAAUCGCGUACGACCUGACACUGGGGUAGCCCUCUAUGCUAUCAUCGACAAGACGCGUACCAGUAUCACCCCCUCCUCAUCAGCCAACUUCGCCGGCAUCAUAGGAUACAUGAACACAUCUCCCGCAAACUUAUCAACCGAGAUCGGUUACGCAAUGAUCCUACCGCCGUUCCAGCGAACGCACGUCACCACGAACGCUAUCGGCUUACUCCUUCAAUACGCCCUCGAUUUACCCCCGCAUGGUCUGGGGCUUCGUCGUGUAGAGUGGAAGGCAAACAGGCUGAAUACUAAGAGCAUAGACGCUGUGCAGAAAUUGGGUUUUAAACUGGAGGCUGUCUUACGCUGGGAUAGGAUUUUCGCUGGCUCGAAGGCAAGUGCGACGAAUGGAGUGGAGGAGAGGGAGGGCGAUCCGCGUCCUGGCAUGGUGGGGACAGAUACGGCAUUGUUGGCAUUGUGCUGGGAUGAUUGGGAGAGCGAGCGUGCACGGAUCCUGAAGGUUAUGGACCGAAGAUCGUGA